Messenger RNA from Dimorphilus gyrociliatus, 1113 nucleotides. The record is from the annotation of a GenBank genome assembly. Lineage: Eukaryota; Metazoa; Annelida; Polychaeta; Dinophilidae.
AGUUAUCACAAAAAAUCCGCCUCUUCAUAAAGCAGAAUGGCACCUCUACCUACGGAAAAGAACAUAUUUACUACGGUUCCGCCACAAAUACAGGAGAAGAAAAGUGGCCAACUGAGAGAUGAACAAAUAAGGCAAUUUUUUGAAGAAGGUUUCGUUGUUGUGGAAGACUUCUUUGAUAAAGAAACAGAAUUAGAACCGUGUAGAGAAGCUAUUAAUAAGCUUGUAGAUGAUUGUGCAAAGAAGUGGUUCGCUGCUGGAAAGAUUCAUAAUUUACAUUCGGAUAAGGGCUUCAAUGAAAGACUAACCUAUUUAGAGAAGGAACUUCCUGGUGCAACUGUUCUUCUACAUAAAUUGGGAAAAUUACCUGUUGCUUUUCAAAAAGUAUGGUCAAAUGAGCGAAUACUCAAUGUUGUGGAACAAUUAAUUGGUUCAGAUAUUCAAGGACAUCCUGUGUGGAAUCUUCGAACAAAAUGUCCCAAUAACGAGGCAACUGUUGUCCCUUGGCACCAAGAUAGCGCUUACUUAGACGAAAACUCUUAUGACGUUUUGCAAGUAACAGCUUGGAUUCCGUUAAUUGAUGCUAAUGAGACGAAUGGGUGCAUGCAGGUUGUUCGAAAAGGACAUAAAAAAGGGAUUGUGGCGAAGCAUAGUUGUUGCGUAGGAAAUACUUGGUACGUAAUGCUAGAGCCAGAGGAAAUGAUAAACACAUUGGAAUGUGAUAUGGAAUCGAAUGUCGUUACUUGUCCUGUUCCUUACGGAGGUGUCUUACUCCUAAGCAACAUGAUACCGCAUCAAAGUUUACCAAAUAAGUCAAACAUUAUAAGAUGGAGUCUGGAUUUACGAUGGCAAAAGUCAAACACGAAUGUAGGCUUUCAUGGCCUAAAGGAAGGUAUUGAAAUGAGAAGGAGUGGCUGCAAGUAUGAAAUUGAUUGGAAGCCGUUUCUUAGUCAAAAGCAGAUGAACAAUAUUUUAAGUGAUCCUUCGAAAACCGCUGAAGAGAAUGAAUUUGAUACAACGAUAACUGGUCCAUGGAUGAAAAGAUGGGAGAUUGUUCAUGAGAAUAAGCAUACUGAUCGUCUACAAGAAAUAGAUAAUGCAUAUUCUAAACCUUAA